GUUUAAAAGUCAAUCUCUACCCCUAAAUACGCGUCUUCUUAACCUUGAUCCUAAUCUCAAAAAAUUUCAACGCCAAAAACCUAAAACUUCACAACUCAAAAUCUAUCCCUAAGCAAUUACCUGUUCAAAUAUUCAUAACACAACUUCUCAGUCCUUCAAAUGUGCUUAUUCAAUCUCUUCUCAAAAGACAAAGACGAAAAGGACGACCUACCGCCUCCACGUCCAACAAGUCUUGGGCGCAGAACACCAGAAGCUACAUCUAGACUCCAAGGAAGCAAAUUCGAUGGCAGUCCAAGACCGUCAGGAGAUAAAGACAAGUACGGCUACGGAGUUGGCUACAGCUCUGGUAAUGGAUCGUUAAGCGUCGGUGGACCGCAUGGCGGACUGUACGGCGGUGUCAACGGUGGUGUCUAUUCUGGUGUUAGUGGAGGACCAAAUGGAGGUGUUAAUGGAGGAGUUUAUGGUGGUGUUUCGGGGACGACGCAUGGUGGAGGAUUGGCGCCUGCUGGAGGGUAUGGGAGUUCGCCUGGAGGAGGACAUGGAUACCUGUGAUUAAAGGGAAGCUGGUUGACGACUUGCCAUUGUUAUUGGUUAGUUUUAAGCGCUGGAGUUUUACCAUGAUACCUCGAACAAAGAUGAGGCUUUGCCGCCUCAGAUUCGGAGCUCUUAUAAUCGGAUCUAAACAUGACCCUCAAAAACAAACCUUCGUCGCAAGUGGGCUCUUGAAUUCACCC
Messenger RNA from Fusarium redolens, 734 nucleotides. RefSeq lists its product as uncharacterized. Bases 160 to 552 code for a protein of 130 amino acids. The transcript has a single exon. The record is from RefSeq and is a predicted model, not a curated record. NCBI's taxonomy places the organism in Eukaryota, Fungi, Ascomycota, Sordariomycetes, Hypocreales, Nectriaceae.